CAGUGACCAACCAACAACGAGUGACACGCUGUGCUUACUGACGCAUAAGCGCUAUGAGUUUGCGGCCUCUGAGACAGAAACAUAUGGGCUCGGGGUGGUUUGCGUGCGUUCACGAUGCUUCGACACGCUACGAGCAAACGAUCGUCAGAGACUGCAGCCUAGAUAUCGGCCUUUGAAGCGCCAGCAACCAGAACAAGGUAGGUCCACGAUAACAGGUUCGUGGAAGCUAUAUUUUGAUGUUUCUGCUGUUCUUUUGCGGUGUAUCGAAUUCGCUACACACCAACGGCGUACGCAUCUGACUUACUAUACGUCGGCGGUGUUGGACUGCUUCGCCAACCCGACUUGGACACCGUGGUGGUACAGUAUAAGAUCCGUCUUUGCCGACUUCCUGCACAAUUGCGUUGACUUCAAGUCGCACGACAUGGAUUUUUUCUCCGUCAGUCGUCAGCUUAUCACGACCUUAUCAUCCGGCAAUGAUACCGAUGUCAGCGAUCUGCCUAUCAAACUCCUUGAGGCAGUUGUCCCUGGCUAUAGUUUGUUCGCUAAUACCGCGCAACAAUGGCUUGGCUUAGACAUCAGUCUGUUCAUGACCUGUAUCGCCUUCUUUUUCAUCGCCAAACGUGCCCUAGAAUUCAUCUGGCAUCGUGUCUACGGGGCCUUCCUCGACCAUCUGACAAGUUAUGUACACAUCGAUGGUAGCGACGAUCUUUAUCUCACUAUUCUCGAGUGGUUAUCAGCCACACAGCCCGAUCUUUCUAAGCGCUCGCUCGCUGCUCGUACGCAAUACGGGUGCCAGUAUGACUCUGAUGACCCCGAUGAUGAAGACGGCAACGAGGACGUGGACAUGCUCGCAAAGGUCGCGAUUGGUGAACACGGCUACUUCAACUUCUCCAGAACUGCUGCCAAGGUUCCUCCUCGGUAUGAGCCUGAUCAUGGCCAAUUUUGGUUCUCCACUACACGCGGCACCUUUCUGUUCACCAAACGUCAAUACACCACUCGCGGUAGCAACGGUGUCGAGCGCACAGAGUCUGCUAUCGAUUUCUGCUGCAUCGGUCUCAGUACCAAUCCAAUCAAGCUACUUCUUGGCGACAUCAAGGCUUGGACUAUCCGCAAACAGAGCUCCAACACUGCCAUUCGUAUUCCGUGCGAAGAUCGCUGGAAUGGCUGGAUGAGAAGUUCAGAACGUCCACCACGUCCUCUCGAUACUGUCAUCUUGGACCCGGAACAAAAGACCCAGAUUCUACAAGACAUGAACGAGUAUCUUCACCCUUUGAGCUCGAAGUGGUACGCAUCUCGCGGCAUCCCAUAUCGUCGCGGCUACUUGUUCUCAGGACCUCCUGGGACUGGCAAGACUAGUUUGAGCUUCUCUCUGGCUGGAAUAUUUGGUCUCGAUAUUUACAUCAUUAACCUCAUGGAUCCCUCUCUGAGCGAGAGCACUUUGUCGAAACUCUUCAACAACUUACCGAAGCGAUGUAUCGUACUUUUCGAAGACAUUGAUGCUGCUGGCAUACAAAAGCGCAACGAUGAUACCAUCUGCGAAUCCAGCUCGGAAUCUGAGUCAGAGCUCGAAGAUCCGGAUGUGGAGUCGCUCAGUCCGUUACACAACAAGACUGUCAUCAGAAGCAUGCGCAAACGUGGUGAAGAAGUUAAGGACGAGCUCAUCAACGGUUCUGAGGAUUCUGCCAGCCUGGUUUCAGAUACACCCAUCACGGUCGGCUCCCUCGCCCGCGCUCUUAUUGCCGCAAGCCGCCGUGCCUCUUCCACGUCUCCACCACCCACUCGUCACGAACACCGUCGUAGCCGCGAGCCUAAGGCACCUUCCACUACCGUCACCACCGAGGAGCCAGCAUCCAAGAUCUCUCUCUCGGGCUUGCUCAACGUGAUCGAUGGUGUGGCAACCCAUGAAGGUCGCAUCUUGAUCAUGACAACCAACCACCCGGAAAAGCUCGACCCAGCCUUGAUCCGUCCCGGAAGAGUUGAUAUGCAGAUCUCGUUCACUUAUGCCUCUACCUCGCAGAUCAAGAGCUUGUUCGUGAGGAUGUAUACCCAGUCUACAGGCACUGCUAAUGGAAGACAUUCGCCACAACUUGGAGUGGCAGGUGGAUUAAAGAGUAGGAGUGGGCUCAAGGAUGCAGAGGAUACGCUCAUAGACACCGAGUUGGAGACACUAGGUACAAAGUUCGCUCAGGAGCUACCAGAGGGCAAAUUCGCUCCGUCGGAUGUGCAAGGCUAUCUUUUAAUGUACAGAAAAAAACCGAGAGAGGCUGUGGAAAAGGCUGGUGCUUGGAGAGAUUCAAAGCUUGCCGAGCUGUCUAGAAAAGGCAAGGGCAAGACAGAUGGUCGUAGAGCAAGGAAGACUUGAUAGGAAAGCAUGAACAAUACAUUAUCGGAGCUUGAUUUUACGCAC
Molecule: messenger RNA, 2407 nt
Organism: Aureobasidium subglaciale EXF-2481
Lineage: Eukaryota; Fungi; Ascomycota; Dothideomycetes; Dothideales; Saccotheciaceae
Exons: 1
Coding region: 422-2362 (646 amino acids)
Biological process (GO): protein insertion into mitochondrial inner membrane from matrix; mitochondrial respiratory chain complex III assembly
Cellular component (GO): mitochondrial inner membrane
Molecular function (GO): ATP binding; ATP hydrolysis activity
Source: RefSeq, a predicted model, not a curated record